This is a messenger RNA of Cyphellophora attinorum, 1509 nucleotides long. Its product is annotated as Pisatin demethylase. Gene Ontology annotation, molecular function: heme binding; iron ion binding; oxidoreductase activity, acting on paired donors, with incorporation or reduction of molecular oxygen. The transcript is spliced from 2 exons. NCBI's taxonomy places the organism in Eukaryota, Fungi, Ascomycota, Eurotiomycetes, Chaetothyriales, Cyphellophoraceae. Bases 1 to 1509 code for a protein of 502 amino acids. The record is from RefSeq and is a predicted model, not a curated record.
AUGACACUCCACCUUUUCACGCUUCCCGCAUUGCGCUCGCUGGACCGCCACCCGUAUCUCAAUUCAUUGAAAUGGCCGAUAAUACUUGUGCUAGCAUCAGCAGUAUUCUACGUUUCCAGAAUUGUCUACAGGAUAUUCUUGCACCCACUGUCCAGGUUUCCAGGCCCACGACAGGCUGCAAUAUCUAGCUCCUGGCUCAAGAAAGCCUCGAAAGGCGGCAAUGUUGAGGGAGUGAUUGCUCAGCUACACAGACAUCAUAAAAGCGCCGCCAUUCGUAUUGCUCCAAAUGAGCUACAUAUAGAUGACGUUGACUACUACAAGGUCAUCUACAACCAAACGGCUCCUUUUCCGAAGAACAAGGAUUUCUACGACGGCUUUCAAACUCCUCACACGGUCUUUGCUGAGACGGAUCCAGCCCUUCACAAGAUACGAAGAAAGAAGCUGAACCCUUUCUUUUCCAAGUCCGCAGUGAACAGCUUGCAAGGAUUGAUCGAAGAGAAGCUUGGUAAUCUCACCAAGCGCUUGAACGCAUUCGCUGAUGGUCAUACUUGCAACCUUUCGAACGCCUUCCGAUGCCUGACGGCCGAUGUGAUUUCAGAGUAUGCUUUUGGGAGCUGUUUGAAUUUGACACUGGAAAGUGAUGAUCAAUUUUAUUCCGGUUUUCUGAAAGCGUUCGAUACUCUCACCCGUGGCUUGUGGGAUUUCAUUUACUCUCCACUGUUGCGCAAGAUAUCUGCAAACACACCACGACGCCUAGCCGAGAUGUCUACCGCACUACAGCCCAUCUUCGGCCUCGUGGCCUACGCAGAAGCAUCGUUAUCUUCCUUGAAGAAAUUUUCAGGGCGCAAAACAGGAGCCAUCUUCGAGUCGUUAGAAGGUAUCUCUCACCAAGAAGCUGUAGCAGAGGCCAUGGACUUCUUUGCAGCGGGGACCGAUACCACAGCAUAUACGUUAUGCGUUGCUGUCACCGAAUUGACAAAGCAACCAGUCAUCGCGGACAAAUUAUCGAUCGAGCUCGGUAGUACGGUAGACGGCGAGGACCUGCCUGCUCUUACAAGACUCGAGCAACUGCCCUAUCUCACUGCAUGUGUCAAGGAAUCGCUGAGAUUUGCACUUGCUACUCCUGGCAGACUACCGCGGAUAGUCCCUCCCGGGGUGGCGCUUGUUAUCAACGGCAUUGCUGUGCCAGCAGGCACGGUGGUGGGAAUGUCUGCCACCACAAUGCACCAUAAUACUCGGCUGUGGGGAGAUGAUGCAAAGGUCUUCAGACCAGAACGGUGGUUGGCCGAUGAAAUGCUGGAUCAGAACAUGGUUGCCUUCUCGAAAGGCCAACGAAACUGUAUUGGCCAAAAUCUUGCCAUGGCCGAGAUCACUCUUGUUCUAGCCAGACUGUUCAAGGACUAUCGCUUCGAAUUCGCGGAGGGCACAGCUCUACCUCCUGGUCCGGACAAGUUUGUAGUCGAUGUCGGACAUCCAGGACUGUUGAUGUUGGUGAAACGCCGAGCUUAG